Molecule: messenger RNA, 1377 nt
Organism: Nipponia nippon (crested ibis)
Lineage: Eukaryota; Metazoa; Chordata; Aves; Pelecaniformes; Threskiornithidae
Source: RefSeq, a predicted model, not a curated record
AUGGACCGUGAGAGUAUGGAGAAGAUCAACACUUACUGCCAAAAGCACAAACUGACGCUGGUUUAUGCCAACACCAUGAUGACCGGCCCACCUCAUGAUCCUGAGUUCACAGUUGCGGUUAAAAUAGACAAUGUAGAAUAUGGUAAAGGCACUGGUAAAAAUAAGAAGGAAGCAAAAGCAGCAGCAGCAAAAACAACUUGGGAAAUGAUUGAGAAACAGAUGAGAAGUGAAAAAUCGAACAGCAACUCUACAUUUAGUGAACAUAGUAAUUCCUCUCAAGUGCCAGCACAGUCUGACUUGGACAAUAGUUGCUCUGAUGACUCAGCUGCAAAGUUGGUAGAAAAAAUGAAAGACGUGGCAGUAUGUGAAAAGCCUUCACCUCAUCAGAGAAACGCAAGAAGUUCUGCCAAAAGCAAAAUAGCAGCUAAUUUUCAUUACGCAAGAAAAAAGGAAGAAAAAAACCAGAUGUCAGAUUUUGAUGAAAAUUUGCCAGAUUUGGACACAAAUACCAGUGAGGAGAAUGAAAGUCCAUACACUGUGAAUAAAAGAUUUCUUGAGAGUUUUAACAAUAUAGAGCCUAUUGGUGAAGGUGGUUUUGGGAAUGUUUUCAAAGCAACAGGAAAGCUUGAUGAGAGAACUUAUGCAGUCAAACGAGUUCAUAUCACAAAGAAUGUAAAGCGUGAAGUAACGGGACUUGCAGGACUUAACCACGAAAACAUAGUGCGGUAUUAUAGUAGCUGGAAAGGGAACGACUAUGUAACUUACCCAGACUCAAGGCAGAAGUCAGAAAAAGAAGUUCCCUGUCUUUUUAUCCAAAUGGAAUUAUGUGAACAAGGGACAUUGGAAAACUGGAUUGAAAAGAAUAGACGAAACCGAAAGUAUCAUGAGAUGGCACAAAACAAAUUUUUACAAAUACUGGAAGCAGUGGAAUAUAUUCAUUCUAAAGAGUUAAUUCAUCGAGACCUCAAGCCUCAGAAUAUAUUCAUAUCACAUGAAGAUAAAAUAAAAAUAGGUGACUUCGGUCUUGUGACUUCUGUGAUGAAUGAGACUCUGACUGAGAACAGAGGAACAAAAACAUAUAUGGCACCAGAACAGUGUGGGGACAGCUAUGGAAUGGAAGUAGAUAUUUAUGCACUGGGAUUAAUUUGGUUUGAAAUUCUUUCGGCAUUCAGCUCUCAGCAUGAGAGAAGUAAGGUAUGGCAUACUGUUAGGGACGGUAAACUUCCAGAGGGCUUCACCAACAAAUUUCCAACAAAGGCACCCAUAAUCAAAAAGAUGCUUUCAAGAGACCCUUCAGGAAGAUACUCUGCAUCUGAAAUACUUAACUUUCUUAAAUCUGUUGAUGAAGACAACUCAUUUAAAAUUCAUACUCGGUAA